This is a messenger RNA of Penicillium daleae, 597 nucleotides long. RefSeq lists its product as uncharacterized. The transcript has a single exon. Lineage: Eukaryota; Fungi; Ascomycota; Eurotiomycetes; Eurotiales; Aspergillaceae. The record is from RefSeq and is a predicted model, not a curated record. The coding region runs from base 1 to 597 and encodes 198 amino acids.
AUGCAUUUCUCCUCCGCCGCAGCUCUAAUCGCCCUCUCCACCUUCAGUGUCACAUACGCUGCGCCCUUCGCCAAUCCCCAAGAAGAGAUCGUUCGCCGUAAAGUCACCUACCAAGUCGUCAAUGUCGACGGGAAGUCUACCAGCUCUGCUGCUCCAGAAGUUCAGACUGUGACCGAGACCGUCCAGUCUGUCACCACUGCAAUUGGGGCUCCUUCUCUUUUCAUCGCCGUCACUGUGACAGCAACUCCGACCAGCACUCCAAUUCCGUGCUCGACUCCCCACUCUCAUGUCGCACCUCCUCCCGGCGCUUCUUUCUUCCCUCCUCCCAAUGAUGGCUCAGGCUUCUUCCGUCGGGGUCUGAUGGCUGCUGGCGAUCCUUUGCAGUUCUCUCGUGGCUAUGAAUCCUCCACGGCCAGUGUCACUGCCUCCCCUCUAGCUGCCCGUGGCUGGUACUCUUCUCCCGCCGCCACUCCCAGUUUCACCGCCAGCAGCACUCCCUCUCUGGUCGCCCGUGAAUUUGGUAGCUGGAGCUCUAGCAGUUCCCUGCCUGUCACUCCUAUCUCGACUCCUCUCAUCGCUCGGGACUUCCACGACUAG